Molecule: messenger RNA, 1277 nt
Organism: Heterobasidion irregulare TC 32-1
Lineage: Eukaryota; Fungi; Basidiomycota; Agaricomycetes; Russulales; Bondarzewiaceae
Product: cyclopropane-fatty-acyl-phospholipid synthase
Exons: 8
Coding region: 49-1185 (378 amino acids)
Biological process (GO): lipid biosynthetic process
Source: RefSeq, a predicted model, not a curated record
GCUGAGUUGCGAGUCAUCAGUGAGACGUUCUGGGUGCGACUGUGCACUAUGGGGGAUCUGGGCUUUAGCGAAGCAUAUAUGUAUGGUGAAGUGGAGUGUGACGAUUUGUUACCCGUCUUCCUUAUCUUCAUACACAAUCGGGAAAGUCUACAGAAUCUCGAUUCGAACUUUUCAUGGCUUUUUAGCCUACCACAGCGACUGACAUCGUAUCGUUUCCUCAAUACGCUGAGUAACUCGCGCUCGAAUAUCUCGGCCCACUAUGAUCUAUCUAAUGAUAUGUUCUCCGGUAUGCAUGCCCCUACAUCAGAAAUGUAUUUAUGCCCUUCGGCUUCUCCUCCCCCCUCGUCACCACCCGACUUCAACGAUGAGUUACACGCGGGGCAAAUCCUCAAAUUACAGCACAUUACGAGAAAAGCAUGUAUUUUACCGGGCCAUCGCAUCCUUGAGAUCGGAAGUGGUUGGGGUGCGCUUGCACUUCAUAUCGCUCAAGGCGUGCCUGAUACACAAAUUGACACUCUAACACUCUCCGCCCAUCAACAUUCCUACGUUACGCAGCUUAUCGAGAAGCAUGGCCUGGAAGAUCGAGUACGGGUGCACCUCAUGGACUAUCGUGAAAUCCCAACAGAGUGGACGGGUCGUUUUGAUAGGGUCGUGAGCGUCGAAAUGCUGGAAGCAGUUGGAAAAGAGAAUUAUGAGACAUACUGGAGUGUCAUCGAUCAUGUGCUGAAAGAGAAGGACGCCGUAGGUGUCGUACAAGUGAUCACUAUACCGGAAGGACGAUUCGAUAAAUAUGAGAAGGAAGUUGAUUUCAUUCGAAAAUGGGUCUUCCCGGGCGGCCUGCUACCGACUCUUUCUGUACUACAUGCAACCCUCACCAGUGCGACUUCGGGCCGACUCCUAGUGGAUUCCGUGUCAAAUAUAGGCCCGCACUACGCCCGUACACUACGCGAAUGGCGUCGCCGCUUCAUUGACAACUUCCAUACGAUUGAGGAGGCGCUACGUCGAGAGCAUCCGGGAGCGUUCGAUGGGCCCAACGGCCAAACGGAGUUGCAGGUAUUCUGGAGAAAGUGGAUAUGUUACUUCUGCUACUGCGAAGUGGGGUUUACGACACGUCUAUUGAACGAUCAUGUCAUCGCGUUCACGCGUGAAGCCAAUGGGGCCAUGGGGUGCAAUACGUUUGAAUAGAACAGAUGGCCACCCAGGGAAUUGUCUAUCUUGAAUGGGUUAUAAAAUCAUUCGAAUGACCACUUGUUGACUGCUGAGCUAUUCAGCCCAUG